Messenger RNA from Humulus lupulus (European hop), 1475 nucleotides. Its product is annotated as small ribosomal subunit protein bS1c. The coding region runs from base 77 to 1333 and encodes 418 amino acids. The transcript is spliced from 7 exons. The record is from RefSeq and is a predicted model, not a curated record. Gene Ontology annotation, molecular function: mRNA binding; structural constituent of ribosome. Lineage: Eukaryota; Viridiplantae; Streptophyta; Magnoliopsida; Rosales; Cannabaceae. Gene Ontology annotation, biological process: translation. Gene Ontology annotation, cellular component: chloroplast stroma.
UGCCUUAUCUAACUUAGCUCAGAACCAGAAAUUUCUCACAUCACAAUCCACAUACGAAAGAUUUGAACUUUGAGCCAUGGCGUCUUUGGCUCAGCAAUUCACUGGCCUCAGAUGCGCACCGCUCUCUUCUUCUCGCCUCUCGAAGCCUUUCUCAUAUCCUAAGCAACAACAGACUCAUAACAGACCCGCAACGCUGCUCCCCAUUGUCUCAGCCGUAGCCAUUUCCAAUGCUCAGACCAGAGAGCGUCUCAAGCUUAAGGAACUCUUCGAGGAAGCUUACGAGCGUUGCCGUACAACUCCCAUGGAAGGAGUCACUUUUAACAUCGAUGAUUUUCACUCUGCUAUCGAAAAGUACGACUUCAAUUCUGAAAUUGGGACCAAGGUGAGGGGAACUGUUUUCUGCACUGACAAUGGUGGAGCAUUAGUUGAUAUUACUGCAAAGUCUUCAGCUUACUUGCCUCUUCAAGAAGCUUCCAUCCACAGGCUAAAGCAUGUAGAAGAAGCAGGGAUAGUUCCUGGUUUGAAAAUGGAUUUUGUAAUCAUUGGUGAAAAUGAAGUAGAUGAUAGCUUGAUCUUGAGCUUGAAGACUAUGCAGUAUGAUCUCGCAUGGGAGCGGUGUAGACAGCUCCAAGCAGAGGAUGUUGUUGUUAAGGGUAAGGUUGUUGGAGCAAACAAAGGUGGAGUGGUGGCUGUGGUCGAAGGCUUGAGGGGUUUUGUUCCUUUCUCACAGAUAUCAUCGAAAACAACUGCAGAGGACCUUCUUGAUAAAGAACUUCCUCUUAAGUUUGUGGAGGUCGAUGAGGAACAAGCCAGGCUUGUUCUCAGUAACCGCAAGGCCAUGCAAGACAGCCAGGCACAAUUAGGAAUUGGAUCAGUGGUCCUAGGUACUGUCCAGAGUCUGAAGCCGUAUGGUGCCUUCGUUGACAUCGGAGGAAUCAAUGGCCUUCUUCAUGUUAGUCAGAUCAGUCAUGAUCGUGUCGCUGAUAUUGCAACUGUUCUUCAACCUGGUGAUACGCUAAAGGUUAUGAUACUGAGCCAUGACCGAGAGAGAAGCAGAGUUAGUCUUUCUACCAAGAAAUUGGAACCCACUCCUGGAGAUAUGAUCCGCAAUCCAAAGCUUGUUUUCGAGAAGGCUGAGGAGAUGGCUCAGACAUUCAGGCAAAGAAUAGCUCAAGCAGAAGCCAUGGCUCGUGCAGAUAUGCUUCGGUUCCAGCCUGAGAGUGGAUUAUCCAUCAGCUCAGACGGUAUCUUGGGCCCUCUUACGUCUGACUUGCCGGCCGAGGGUUUAGAUCUUAGUGACGUUCCCAAAGCUGAAGAUGGAGAUUCAGAAUAAGCACAUUUUUCAUCUUUGACUUCCCCUUCCCCGUUAAUUAUUAUGCUUGUGAAAAUUGUUGUGAAACUCAUACUUAGGCUUCCAAGCUGAUCAGAAAAUCAUUUUGUUCAUUAUAUAAACUGCUAGUAUUUUACUUGUUCAA